CCGCAUCCAAAGGUCCAAAAAGACAAAAAAAUAAAAACAAAGAAAAAUCAAAAAGGCGAUAGAAGCGACCCAAAACCCCCCCUCUUCAGACUCUCCAAUCCCAAACACAAACCAUUCGAUCGCGAGCGAGGCGAGGGGCGAUCGAACCAUGGAGGUGGUGCCAACGACGGCCGGCGGCGGCGGCGGGAUAGGCUACGCGGAUUCGGUGGAAUCUUCGCCCCGCUCCCGCGGCGGCGAGUCCUGGGACGAGCCCUUCCCGUCCUCCGCCGCCGCGGCCUCCCGCCUCCGCCUUAUGUGCAGCUACGGCGGUCGCAUCGUCCCCCGCCCCACUGACAGGUCCCUCUGCUACCUCGGCGGCGAGACACGGAUCGUCGUCGUCGACCGCCAGUCCUCCCUCGCCGAUCUCUCGGCCAAGCUCUCCCGGAGCCUCCUUGGCGGCCGCUCCUUCUCCCUCAAGUACCAGCUCCCCAACGAGGACCUCGACUCCCUUAUCUCCGUCACCACGGACGAGGACCUGGACAACAUGAUCGAGGAGUACGACCGCAUCCUUCAGUCAUCCCCCGCUGGCGCGGCCGCCCCUGGUGGGGGUGGUGGCAACACCGUCUCCACCCGUUCCAACCGCCUUCGUCUCUUUCUCUUCCCCUCGAACCCGGACUCGGCCUCCGCCUCCUCAUCGAUCGGAUCCCUCCUAGACGACUCCAAGUCUGAGACUUGGUUCGUCGACGCCCUCAACAGCGCCAUGGGCGGCGGCAUCGACGGUCUCUCCGCCGACUCCGCCUCCGUCAACUGCCUUCUCGGCCUCGAGGACGAUUCCUCCACCCACUCCCGCGGCGUCGGCGUCGGCAGCGGAGGCCCUGCCGGCGGCGCCGCCUCCGAGCCCGAGCGGCUCAUCCUCCCCCGCCCGGACUCCUCCGGGAAGCUCGCGCGCCACAGCCACGAUGUCCACUCCGUCCCCGACUCCCCGAUGCUCGACACCACCUCCUCCUUCGGGUCCACCUCCUCUGCUCCCUCUCUCUCCCAUCUGCCCCCGAUCCGCGUCCGCCCCGAGGAUCGCCCCCCCGAUCAGCGGAUCGGUGGCCUCGACGACCACUUCGCCCACAUGAACCUCUCCUCCGCCGCCGCCGUCUCCGGCCAGCGGCCGGACGAGGGCUACAAAGACUCGAACUUUCCUCCCCACUACCCCUCUCCUCCUCCUAUUCCCCUUCCCACCGGCUCCUCCUCCACUCCCACCAUCUCCCCCACCGAAAACUCCGGCCGUGUCUACUCCGACGACGAUAAGUCCGACCAUGGCGGCGUCCGCAAACCGCUGCCCCCUCCUCAGCCUAAGCCUACUCCGAUCGACGCCCCCAUCUCCGACUCCACCACCAGAGCUAUGUACUAUCCAGACAGAGCUUCUUCCGCUGCCAGCGCCGUCAACCCGGUAUCGGAACCAAGACGGGAAUUGCCUGGCUCCGCCGACCCAAGCUAUAGAGUUCCGAUGCCGGUACCUGAUUCCGGCUAUGUUCUGCCACCUGUGCAUCGGGAACAGCUCCAACAGCCACAGCAGCCACAGCAGCAGCAGCAGCAGCAGCAGCAGCAGCAGCAGCAGUUCAUUCCGGCCAACCCCCAUUACAUCCACCACCCGGCCACCGGCAACGUCGUCCCCGUCUCCUCCUACUACCCCAUUGCCCACCCAAUUCAACAAUCACAGCAGGCCCCCCAUCCCUAUGAUUCCCAGAUUCCCAUGUACUUCCUGCCUGUCCGCCAGAACCCGCCACCCUACAAUAUUGCGGCGAUGCCGCCCAAUUUGGCGGACCCGGCUGCCGCAAAGCCCGCCGGGUCGCUUCCUAGGACCACCGUGAGGCCUGAAUUGCCGGCAAAUUUGUAUAGGACUGCGGCCGCCUCCGCGCCGCCCCCUGCUGCAUUGCAGCCGGCCCAGCCUCCGCCGCCUCUGAUCCGUAUGGCAGCCGAUCAGGUCCCCCACCAGUACGCCGGAAUGGGAUAUCAUGUCAUGCACCACCACCACCCAUCUCAGGCCCCAGCAGCAAUGGCCAAUUAUGGCUACGAAUACGCUGACCCAGCCCAUGCUCAGAUGUACUACUCUCAGGCUGCUCCGCCCCCUCAGUAUCAUACAGUGACCUCCGCGGCGGUCAUCCCUGAUGCAGCGCCGGGAGAUGUGAAGCAGGCUAGAGCAUCAUGAUCACUAGUUGUUAUCGAGCUCUUGGAGGGAGAUUUUGGUGGUGGCGUGGGAAAUAUUAUAGUAGGCUCUCUUUCUCCCUCUUUUAAGUCAUAUAAACUCUGUUAUCACUCUGUUUUGAUUUGAUAUCGGGGAGUGUCGUCCAGUAUUGUCAUAAUGUUGUGUGUUGGUAUUAUGUUUGUCUAUGUUGUAGGAAUAAGGGGAAUUGGGUGAUGAAAGAGUCUACUCUGCUUGUGUUUAUGCUGUCAUUAUUCUGCUCUUUGUGGCGUAAAGUGUUAUGCUGGUCUAUUGGUGUCUUUGAAUAAAUAUACAGCAGUCCUGGAAUGAGAUCUCUAUGUAUAUAAGAAUAAUCAACCUUCAGAAAGAACAUUUUUAGCUUUUUUUU
Messenger RNA from Phoenix dactylifera (date palm), 2561 nucleotides. RefSeq lists its product as uncharacterized. Lineage: Eukaryota; Viridiplantae; Streptophyta; Magnoliopsida; Arecales; Arecaceae. The record is from RefSeq and is a predicted model, not a curated record. Gene Ontology annotation, molecular function: protein binding.